This is a messenger RNA of Onychostoma macrolepis, 1327 nucleotides long. RefSeq names its product male-enhanced antigen 1 (gene mea1). Bases 188 to 742 code for a protein of 184 amino acids. Gene Ontology annotation, biological process: spermatogenesis. The record is from RefSeq and is a predicted model, not a curated record. The transcript is spliced from 4 exons. Lineage: Eukaryota; Metazoa; Chordata; Actinopteri; Cypriniformes; Cyprinidae.
CAAUCAAUGCGCAGUUGUGCUUCUGCGCAGAACCGGAAGCAAAUAAUAGCUCACAGAUGCAGAUACAGCGGCUAAAAACAUUCGGAUAAAAGAGCUCCACAGAAGAAACAGGGGCGAGCAGUGUUUGAACAGCUACCAAUCCCUGUGCCGAACUGAACGCCUCGCUGUGUCUGUUAGCAGCUGGUGAAUGGAAGUGGCGAGGGCCAGAGAGAUGGGUCCCGAGAGAAUCUUACCGAACCCCGAGGAGGAUGCGCUGCAGGACCGGCCCUCGGACACCGCGGCGCCGGAGGAGUGGAGCGGAGAGGACAUGGAGGAGGAGGAGGAAGGAGGCGCCGGAGACGAGGACAAUGCUGGAUACUAUUAUCAGCCUCUGAAUCAAGACCCAGACGGCAUGAACGGCUCUCACACAGAGCCAGCGGACGGGGGAACCACCGCAGAGCAGCUGCAGGACGUCCAGGACAGAAUAGAGGCCAUGGGUCUGUUCCUGCCCCAGCCUCCUCCUCCUGAGAGCGAUGAGGAGGAGGAUCCUGAAGGAGCUGCUGCCCAUAGAAGUUAUGCGUCCAUUCCCAUGGAUGCAGAUCACGUUGAGCUGGUGAAAAGGACCAUGGCGGCAAUAAAUUUGCCGACACUAGGAAUCCCUGCCUGGGCCCAGGAGAUCUCUGACGACCAAUGGAAAGACAUGGUCCAGCAGACGCUUCAGUCCAGACAAAGCUCUGCAGACCUGAGACUGGAACGCAAGUGAAACCGUUUCAAGAUCCUCAUCUCACCUACUGCACAUCUCACACUGCAGAAACACGAAACAGAGCUUCUGACAUCUCAAAUAAAUCAAAAGGCAUUCAUCACUUUAGUUGUGGUUUAUACAAACUGUGGACUGAAAUUCUUGAAAUGGAAAUCUAAUAGCUUGCCUUUUAAUUGCUUUGAACUGAUACACAGGCAGUGUCCAGUUGAUGCAGUUACAGAGUAGGCAAAAACUGUCCUAAAAAUAUCCCAAAUGUUUUUCAACCCAGUUGUAUUAAUGAUGCAGUGUGUUCUUAAGCUUUUUUUGUAAAGUGAAGAAUUUUGCAAAACUUAGUGGUUGCUUUUGUAUGACAGUAUAGACAUGUAUGUGAUGGUGCAUCUCCGUAAUACUCACAUCUCCAUUAAUCUGACUGUUGAUACCUGUGACUUAUCCUUUAUAUCUCUCACUCGGCUCGAGCAACACAAAUGGCCGUCACAUCUUUUGUGUUUCUUUAUUUUUGUUCUGUACAUACAUGAACAUCUGUACAAAAUAUGACUUUCAUACUAUGUAAUGCUCAACCUAAUUAAAGUACAACAUAUGUACAUAUGA